Beauveria bassiana ARSEF 2860 is the source of this 972-nucleotide messenger RNA. Its product is annotated as allergen Asp F4. Gene Ontology annotation, cellular component: extracellular region. Gene Ontology annotation, molecular function: IgE binding. The record is from RefSeq and is a predicted model, not a curated record. The coding region runs from base 1 to 972 and encodes 323 amino acids. Lineage: Eukaryota; Fungi; Ascomycota; Sordariomycetes; Hypocreales; Cordycipitaceae. The transcript has 2 exons.
AUGAAGUCCUCCUUGAUAACUCUGUUGGCUAGCACCACUUGUAGUUUUGCCUACCGAGGAUCCGUUCCUGUCGACAGCAUCAAUGCUUCCGAUGGUUCACUUGUUUCUACGCAAGGGUCUCUCGCGAGAUCGAACGAGUAUAUCUCGUUCUGUGGCGGCUCAAAACGCGCGACUCUCGCCCAAGUAGCCUACGUCGGAAACACCGGCACCAAAGAGCACUACGGUUGCAAUAUUAUGCAGAUUCCAGCCUCUAUUGCCUCUCACUAUCGUUAUACCAUCGAGUUCAUCAACGAUGGCUUGGAUGUUCAGGAAUGUAAAUGCUGGAAUAAGAUCGGUCCAGAUGGUGGUAUCAAUGGUUUUUUUGCCGGCAACGAGGCCAUCACUUUCAGCUUGGCCGCCAGCGGUCAGCAAUUCGUAGCGUUCGAUGAGAACUCCCAGAUCGGUUGUUCUUGUCAUAAUGGGUCCGUUCCCUUGACCCCGUUCGGCGAGUUCGCCUCAACUUGGGUAAAGGCCGACUUUGGUGAUGACGCGAAUCAAAAACACUCUGGGUUCGACGCCUCAUGUUUAGUAGCUGCUUUAUACGACUUAGAGAUUUCAGCCCUGAGUGUUUGCGGUGGCCCCCGAAACACAUGCUCUACCAUUUAUCGUAACGGGACUGGCGAAAACGCCUACGUAAAAGGCAUGGAAGACUCGGACAUAGUGAUGCCGAUCGAUCCUGGACCUGUAGCGCUCACUCUGAGUGUCAAGUUUCGACGAUUCAGGUCUACCUUCAUUGGACGGCGGGAAUGUUUCGAGAUAGAAGAUGACGAUGAACGCAAGCUUUUACACCCCAAAUUGCUUCUUCAAAGCAAUAUAGAGGAUUUUGAGAAGGAGAGUCGAGGAUUCGAUGCAUGCCUAAACUUUCGAUUGCUUAUUGAAGAGCUUAAGGACAUCGACAUCACAGAAAAUAGUACUAAUUCCGAGAGCAAGUAA